AUGAAAGGAAGUUACAGUUGGAUUGCAAUAUUUGCAAUCAUCUUAGCAGUAAUAGGUGUAGAUGAAGCAGCCAAGUUGACAAAAUUACCAAAUAAAUAUUCAAAUAAUUAUUCUCGUUAUGUGUGUGAAGAAAAUACUAAAGAACCUCACGAGAGUAAAUGCAACAUAUAUUAUAAGUGCAUAAAUAAACAAUUGGUCUUGAAGGAAUGUGAAAGUGGAUUACAUUGGGAUAGAACGAAGAAAGUUUGUACAACGCCUGACAAAGCAGAUUGUCCAAAUAAUUAUCUUAAAGUUUGCAAGGAAGGUACUUACAAACCCAAUAGUAAAGAAUGCGACAGAUAUUACAAGUGUGAAAAUAGUCAAUACGUUUUGAAGAGUUGUAAAGAUGGAUACCACUGGAAUCGAGAAAGUAAUAUUUGUACCGAUCCAGAAGACGCGGGUUGUUCUACUGUACCACUUCCUCCUCCAGUCUGCGAGGAAGGUUCUUUUAAACCUCACGAGAGUAAAUGCAACAUAUAUUAUAAGUGCAUAAAUAAACAACUGGUCUUGAAGGAAUGCAAAAAUGGAUUACAUUGGGAUAGAACGAACUAUAUUUGUACAUUACCAGAAAAAGCCAAAUGUCCAAAUUAUCAUCCUAAGGUAUGUGAUGAAGGUUCAUACAAACACAAUGACAAGGAAUGCAACAGUUAUUACAAAUGUAAAAAUAAUCAAUGGGAUCAAAAACAAUGUCCAAAUGGAAUGCAUUGGAAUCGUGAACAUACAAUUUGUACAGCACCCGACGAAGCUAAAUGUCAAAAUGACUGGUGUAGAGAUGGUUCUUACAGACCCCGUGAAGAUCUAUGCGACAGUUAUUACAAAUGUCAAAGUAAUCAAUGGAUUAAUAAACAAUGUCCAACUGGAAUGCAUUGGAAUCGAGAACACACAAUUUGUACAUCACCCGACGUAGCAAAUUGUCCAAACUAUCCCAAAUGUGAGGAAGGUUCAUACAAACCCAGUGACGACAAAUGCGACAGAUAUUACAAAUGUAAAAAUAAUCAAUGGGAUCAAAAACAAUGUGCAAAUGGAAUGCAUUGGAAUCAACGACAUACAAUUUGCACGUUACCCGAUGAAGCAAAAUGCCACGAUGAUGAUUCUGGUUUGUGUAAAGAAGGUUCUUACAAACCACAUAAUAAAACGUGUAACAGAUAUUACAAAUGCAAAAAUAAUCAAUGGGAUCAUAAGAUAUGUCCAACUGGAAUGCAAUGGAAUCAAAAACACUCAAUUUGUUUAUCAUCCGACGAAGCAAAUUGUUCAAACAAUUUGUUCAAUUUUUAA
Messenger RNA from Polistes dominula (European paper wasp), 1314 nucleotides. Its product is annotated as peritrophin-48. Lineage: Eukaryota; Metazoa; Arthropoda; Insecta; Hymenoptera; Vespidae. The record is from RefSeq and is a predicted model, not a curated record. Gene Ontology annotation, molecular function: chitin binding. Gene Ontology annotation, cellular component: extracellular region.